Phytophthora nicotianae INRA-310 is the source of this 1798-nucleotide messenger RNA. RefSeq lists its product as hypothetical. Gene Ontology annotation, molecular function: aldehyde dehydrogenase (NAD+) activity. NCBI's taxonomy places the organism in Eukaryota, Oomycota, Peronosporomycetes, Peronosporales, Peronosporaceae. The coding region runs from base 57 to 1664 and encodes 535 amino acids. The record is from RefSeq and is a predicted model, not a curated record. The transcript has 3 exons.
CACACAAUCGAAUUCGCCUUCAUCUGCGCACUCGCUCCUGCCCCGAACCCACUACAAUGCUGAGUCUUGCCCGUGGAAAGCAGACUAAGUCGGCGCUCAUGAUGACGCAGCUGGCACGGCGCCGCAUGUCCGUGGCGUCAGGCAGCCUCGCGCAGUUCCCAUUCCUGAAGGAGCUGGGCCUCAAGGAGGAGAACCACGGUGUGUACAAUGGCAAGUGGUUCGGCAGCGGCGACGUAUACACGUCUGUGAGCCCAGUGAACGGCCAGCCUAUUGCCAGUGUGCGCGCUGGUAACAAGGCUGACUAUAAGAAGGUGGUGGCCGCUAUGGACGACGCCAAGCCUAAGUGGUGCGAUCUACCUGCCCCUGAGCGCGGAGAGAUCGUACGCCAGAUCGGAGAAGAGCUGCGCAACAAGCGCGAUGCGCUAGGCAAGCUUAUCUCGCUUGAAAUGGGCAAGAUCUACGUGGAGGGCGUUGGAGAGGUGCAGGAAGCCAUUGAUAUCUGUGACUUUGCUGUGGGUCUCAGCCGCACACUGAACGGCUCUGUGAUUCCUUCUGAGCGUCCCGGUCACUUCAUGAUGGAGCGCUACAACCCGCUUAAGGGCCACGUGGGCAUCGUCACGGCCUUCAAUUUCCCUUGCGCGGUGUUGUUCUGGAACGCCGCGCUGAGUCUCGUGUGUGGUAACACUCAGAUCUGGAAGCCGUCCGAAUCUCUGUCACUAACUUCCGUGGCGUGCACGAAGAUCAUUGCUGAUGUACUGGAACGCAAUGGCCACUCUGGUGCUAUCGCUUCGUUGAUCUGCGGAAGCGGCGCCGAAGUCGGCGAGGCGAUGCUGCAUGACAAGAGUAUGGAGCUAAUCUCGUUCACGGGGUCCACGAAGGUGGGUCGUCACGUGAACGAGGUGGUGUCCUCUCGCUUUGGUAAGACCAUCCUCGAGUUGGGUGGCAAUAACGCCAUGAUUGUGGACAAGGACGCUGAUAUGGAGAUGGCUCUGCGUGCGACGCUGUUCUCUGCUGUGGGAACGGCCGGUCAGCGCUGCACGUCGCUCCGUCGUCUCUUCCUCCACGAAGACAUCCACGAUGAGUUCCUCCAACGUCUAGUGUCUGCGUACCAGAACGUCAAGAUCGGUGACCCGUUGAAGGAUGGUGUUCUGUGUGGCCCAUUGCACAACACCCAGGCUGUCAAGAACUACCUGGACGGCAUCGAUUCUAUCAAGAAACAGGGUGGCGAGAUUCUGACUGGUGGCAAGAAGAUCGAAGGCGAGGGCCACUUCGUGGAGCCGACUAUCGUUUCCAUCGCCCACGAUGCUGAGAUCGUCCAGAAGGAAAUUUUUGCACCAAUCCUGUAUGCGCUGAAGUUCAAGACUCUUGAGGAGGCGAUCGAGAAGAACAACGCUGUUCCACAAGGCUUGUCGUCGUCUCUGUUCACGAAGAACCAGGCAGCAAUUUUCAAGUGGACAGGACCUCUGGGAUCGGACUGUGGCAUUGUGAACAUCAACAUCGGACCUAGCGGUGCUGAGAUUGGUGGAGCUUUCGGUGGCGAGAAGGAGACUGGUGGUGGUCGCGAGUCUGGUAGUGACGCAUGGAAACAGUACAUGCGUCGUUCGACGUGCACCAUUAACUAUAGCAAGGAGCUUCCGCUUGCCCAGGGAAUCGACUUUAGCUAACUGGUGCAACCCAAACUUGUACAGACGGUUUGUAAGACACAUAAGUGGCAAUCCAAAGCGUUUUUUUCGUGUCAUUGGUGACUUUAAGAAAGCUCAAAGCCUUCAGCAUUGUUGAUUGCAAACGUAACCUUCUC